AAUUUUCCCUAUACAAUGUCCGGCCACCCCUAUUACUCCCCACCACCACCACCACCACCGUCACCACCCACCAACUGCACACCGCAGCCACCUCCACCGCCACCCAAAUGUAACCCAUGUCCUUGCGUAUACAUAUGCGAAUUCACUCAACUUCCACCACCACCCAAUAACGUAACACCGGCUUGGGCCCCAAUACCACCACCACCACUACCACCAUCACCUUCACCAGACCACACUGUUAUUUUAGCCGUAUCCGUCUCACUAGGAGGAGCCUUUUUCAUUGCAUUCCUAGCAGUAGGUCUCUUUUGCUUGGCCAAGAGGAGGAAGAAGGUGGUGAUCAUUCCUCCUCCGGUUGAAGCCACCGCCUGCGUCGAGGAACAUCAACAUAUCGAAGAGACCAUCACCACCAGCCCAUGUGGAGACCAGACUGUGACUGUCACCGUCGAUGACGACGUUCGAGUUCAUGAAGCUGUUGUUGAACCUCUUGAUUACGAUAGGCCGUCUUAUAGUCACGCUGAUGGCCAUCUCAAAACUGGUUAACCUGCAAAUGACACGCACCUCUUCAAAAGGCUCAGCCCGAGCCUGCUUAAACCGUCGAAUAAAUAUAUGCAAGUUUGUAAUCUAUUUUAUUUAGCUGUAGUUUUUAUUAAAUUCUAUGGGUCGUUUCUAUAGUUAAUGCUUGUAUUGUCCGGGUGAUUCCUAUUGUUGGUC
Messenger RNA from Hibiscus syriacus, 711 nucleotides. RefSeq names its product glyceraldehyde-3-phosphate dehydrogenase, testis-specific-like. The coding region runs from base 16 to 540 and encodes 174 amino acids. The transcript has a single exon. Gene Ontology annotation, biological process: plant-type secondary cell wall biogenesis. The record is from RefSeq and is a predicted model, not a curated record. NCBI's taxonomy places the organism in Eukaryota, Viridiplantae, Streptophyta, Magnoliopsida, Malvales, Malvaceae.